AUAACCAUAUAGUAGAGACUGUCUCAUCAGAGAAAUCUUCUUCUUCUCAUUAACAAAAAACACUAGAAUUCUUCUCUCUUGAUUUUCAUUCAUUCUUUGAAACAUGAUUACUGCUAGAGCUAUGAAUGUCAUUCUUUCUUUGCUUGUUUGGCAACUUUUAUGCAUGGCCGGAAAAAGUCAUCCGAAUCUUGCCCGUGCGGCUACUUUAGGAGAAUGGAAACUAUUACAGGAAAACAUUGGUGUUUCAGCAAUGCACAUGCAAUUACUUAACAAUGAUCGUGUUAUCAUAUUUGAUAGAACUGAUUUCGGUCCGUCUAAUUUAUCGUUACCUGAUGGUGUAUGUCGGUAUAAUCCUGAUGAUUUGGUUCUUAAAGUUGAUUGCACAGCUCAUUCGCUUGAAUACAACGUUAAUGAUAACUCGUUUCGACCACUGAUGGUUCAAACUGAUCCAUUUUGUUCAUCGGGUUCCGUUUUGGCGGAUGGGCGUCUAGUGCAAACCGGAGGGUUCAAUGAUGGAGAAAAGAAAUAUCGAGUCUUUCGACCCUGUACCGACUGUGACUGGCAGGAAUUUGAUGGACUGAAUGCACCGAGAUGGUACGCCACAAACCAUAUAUUGCCCGAUGGAAGAAUUAUUGUCAUCGGUGGUCGACGGUCAUUCAAUUACGAAUUUUACCCGACAUCAAAAACACUUAUCGAUUUUCCGUUUCUAACUCAAACAAAUGAUCCGGGUGAAGAAAACAAUUUAUACCCUUUUGUUCAUCUAAACGUAGACGGAAACUUAUUCAUUUUUGCCAAUAACCAAUCAAUCUUAUUGGACUACAACAAGAAUUCCAUCGUAAGAACAUACCCGCAAAUACCCGGUGGUGACCCAAGGAAUUACCCAAGUUCGGGUUCAUCAGUACUACUUCCAUUGAGUCCAUCUGGAACUGAAGCUGAGGUAUUGAUUUGCGGCGGUGCACCCAGAGGUUCAUAUCCUCAGGCCAAAAAAGGAGUUUUCGUUACAGCUUUGAGGACAUGUGGGAGAAUUAAGAUCACCGAUGCUUCACCGCAAUGGGUCAUGGAAAAUAUGCCCACACCUAGGGUCAUGAAUGAUAUGACUUUGCUUCCUGAUGGCAACGUUUUGAUCGUCAAUGGUGCUUCAAGUGGAACGUCCGGCUAUGAACAAGCUACAAACCCGGUUCUGAGUCCAGUAAUUUAUUUCCCAGAUAAGCCAGUCGGUUCAAGAUUUCAAGUCCAAAAUCCAUCAAAAACACCAAGAAUGUACCACUCAUCAUCAGUUUUACUGAGGGAUGGCAGGGUUUUAAUAGGAGGUAGUAAUCCAAAUGAUGGUUACGUAUUCACUGGAGUUGAUUUCCCGACAGACUUAAGUUUAGAAGCUUUCUCACCGGCAUAUUUGCAUACAGAGUUCGACACCAUCAGACCUACCAUUGUUUUUCCUACAGCACAAACAAGUCUAAAUUAUGGAGAAAUUUUAAGGGUUCAAUAUACGAUUUCAGGUACACAUAGCCCAUGCGACGUGAAUGUGACAAUGGUAUCCCCUUCGUUCGCGACUCAUUCUUAUUCCAUGAAUCAAAGGUUGCUGUAUUUGGGAGGUGGAAACUCCCUCAAGGUUGGAACAUCCACGUACACUACCGAAGUUAGAACUCCUAAAUCUAGCAUUCUUGCCCCGUCCGGGUACUACAUACUGUAUGUUGUUCAUCAAGGUAUUCCUAGUGUGGGAACUUGGGUUCAUAUAUCAAGUAAGCAGAGUGCCGAGUGGUAACAUUUAAUUGUUAACACUAGAAUGCAUAUAAGCGUUUCAAAUUCUAAAUUAUAGGUUUAUAAAACGAAUUAUGUGACAAUUCUAAAGAAAGUAGUAUCUAUCGUGUCCGUUAUCACAACAGUUUAUACAGGGAAAAUGAUUGAUGAAUAUCUUUUAAAGCCAAGUAGACUUCUAAAGAAAUAAAAUAUAUUUUCGUUUUUCCAGUAGUCGAUCAUCUGUUGCCUGCUGGCGAAUUUGCUGAA
Molecule: messenger RNA, 2004 nt
Organism: Papaver somniferum (opium poppy)
Lineage: Eukaryota; Viridiplantae; Streptophyta; Magnoliopsida; Ranunculales; Papaveraceae
Product: aldehyde oxidase GLOX-like
Exons: 1
Coding region: 104-1762 (552 amino acids)
Source: RefSeq, a predicted model, not a curated record